Molecule: messenger RNA, 2856 nt
Organism: Closterium sp. Naga37s-1
Lineage: Eukaryota; Viridiplantae; Streptophyta; Zygnematophyceae; Desmidiales; Closteriaceae
Source: the annotation of a GenBank genome assembly
AUGGCGUCGCUGCGAUUUCGCGCACCGCCAGCGCGGCGUAAGCUUUCUCUAUCCCGCCCAUCCAACGUCCCUCUCACUGCGUACUUCGCGCUCGUCCUAGUACUAGUGCUCCCCGCGGCGCCGCUGACAACAACCGCACAGCCUUGGCGGAAGUCUUCCGCCAACGGACACGCGGGAACCCCCCGCGCCGCCGCCACCAUCCACAAGCUGACGGAACGGCUGCUGUACGCGGGAACAGGAAAGAUUGCGCCGUUGCGGAGGUCGCGGAGCGCCGCCUCUGGCGCUCACGCAGCGGAAACUUCCCUCUCCGCCGACUCCGCCGGCGAUGUCCGCACUACCGCUGAAAGCGCAGUCGCUGCGGACUCCGCGGAGAUAUUGGCGGAUCUUCCGCCUGACGCUGCCCCGCGGGUCACCAGCGGGAAGGUCUCUCCGCGCCGAAGCCACGGCGCGUCCCCAAAGCGUCCCGGCGGCGGGGUAGCGCCUGGCGCGCGGCGCAGAUUGCCGCGGAACCCCGACUUGCGGCGAUUGUGGGAGGAGAAAGUGUUUGCGAAGGGGGUACCGCAGCAGGGGGCAGGGGCAGGGGCAGGGGCAGGGGCAGGGGCAGGGGCAGGGGCAGGGGCAGGGGCAGGGGCAGGGGCAGAAGCAGGGGCAGGGGCAGAAGCAGGGGCAGGGGCAGAAGCAGGGGCAGGGGCAGGGGCAGGGGCAGGGGCAGGGGCAGGGGCAGGGGCAGGGGCAGGGGCGCGGGCAGGGACUGCUGCGGCGGCGGUGGAGUUAAAACGGGUGGUGGUGCGGAAACCUGUGGUGGGGUUCCCUGGGAUCAACCAAAAGUCGCUGAUUACCAGUGGCACGCCGCCCAGAUAUAACAGCAGCAUGACCAAAGUCACACCUCCGGAUGUCGUCAUGUGUGUGGGGAACGGGUUUAUCCUCCAUACUGUCAACUCCGCUAUGGUGGUGUAUAACACUAAGGGACAGCAACUGACAGCAAUCACGCCACACAACGAGUUCUUCAACGCGCUGCCGCGCAACAUGGGGGCAUACGAGGGCGCGCCCAAGGGAGACGCCAUUGGCGACAUGACAUGCACGUAUGACCACCGCUCCAAACGCUUCUACCUCGCUACCUACUGGACCUCUGGGGGCAGCAAGAACGCGUAUGACAGGUUUGGGCAGACGAGGUAUCGAGCGGACGGGACAACGGUGGGGACUGGGCUGCUGGUUGCUGCCUCCACCACUCCCGACCCCACCAAACCGUGGAAUCUCUUCUUCAUCCCCUCAUCCAACGAUGGGAAGAAUUCACACGCUGAUUUCCGCCCUCCUCUCAGCUUUCCAACCAACCGCCUGGUCACUUUCAUGGACUACCCUCAGAUAGGCACGGACGGAUACGGUUUCUAUCUGUCAGCCAACCACUUCUCAUAUGAGGAAGACGGCUUCUUUGGAGUGGAGGGGCCUUACGUUGUCAUAGCACGCCUGCGCAUGUUGCUCGUUCCGACAAGGAAAUGGCAGCCGUUUCGGGUGGUUCUAGAGCGGUUCAGAACGGUUGGAGUGAAGGGGAAUGGGUUGAUUCAGCCGUCUUUAGCGCUGAACAGCCGUGGGAGGGGGAUCGUGGCGGUGUCGCUGGCAGGGCCUUCGUAUUAUCCUUCUGCUGCGUAUGCGACUGUGAAUGGAGAGACAGCGGCGGGUGACGUGGUGGUUGCUGCUGCUGGCGGGGCAGCAUUGGAUGAUUACUCGGGUGAGUGCGAGAGGCUAAGAAAGCCUUUGGGGGAGGAAGAGGUGCUUAUGGGAGGUUAUAUUUUAGGGAGCGUGGUGGUGGCUGCUGCUGCUGCAGGCGGGGCAGCAUUGGAUGAUUACUCGGGUGAGUGCGAGGUGUGGCAGAGGCCCUUGGGAGGGGAGGAGGAAGAGGUGCUCAUGAGAGGGUACAUGGGGUUUGCCUCGGCAGUGCGGUACGGGGACUACAUGACAGCAGGCAUAGACGAGCAGGGGAACGCAUGGGGUGCGGUGCAGUACGUGCCGGGGAGGCCUAGAACCCACUGGACCAACUGGGCUACCUACAUCUUUAAGGCCCGGAGAAUGUACAGCAAGCAAAGGGCUGAUAUGCCGGUGUUGCAGGAGGCAACCCGUGCUUCUGAGGAGGCAACCCGUGCUUCUGAGGAGGCAACCCGUGCUUCUGAGGAGGCAACCCGUGCUUCUGAGGAGGCAACCCGUGCUUCUGAGGAGGCAACCCGUGCUUCUGAGGAGGCAACCCGUGCUUCUGAGGAGGCAACCCGUGCUUCUGAGGAGGCAACCCGUGCUUCUGAGGAGGCAACCCGUGCUUCUGAGGAGGCAACCCGUGCUUCUGAGGAGGCAACCCGUGCUUCUGAGGAGGCAACCCGUGCUUCUGAGGAGGCAACCCGUGCUUCUGAGGAGGCAACCCGUGCUUCUGAGGAGGCAACCCGUGCUUCUGAGGAGGCAACCCGUGCUUCUGAGGAGGCAACCCGUGCUUCUGAGGAGGCAACCCGUGCUUCUGAGGAGGCAACCCGUGCUUCUGAGGAGGCAACCCGUGCUUCUGAGGAGGCAACCCGUGCUUCUGAGGAGGCAACCCGUGCUUCUGAGGAGGCAACCCGUGCUUCUGAGGAGGCAACCCUAUCCCCAUCCCCCCCCGCUAUUCUUAUUCUCUCCCCAUCCCCAUCCCCACCCACUCUCCCUCUUUCCCCCGUUUUCCUACUUCCCCGCAUGAUCCCCAUUUCCCCCAUUGCCCCCAUUCACCCCGUUAUCACCACUCCCUCCGCUAUCCCCAUUUCCCCCGCUGCCCCCAUUUUCCCCGUCCCCAUUUCCCUCAUUCCCCCCAUUCCCCAUCCUCCCCCCCCUGCAGGGCGACUUUAA